Diversispora eburnea is the source of this 633-nucleotide messenger RNA. Lineage: Eukaryota; Fungi; Glomeromycota; Glomeromycetes; Diversisporales; Diversisporaceae. The record is from the annotation of a GenBank genome assembly.
AUGUAUGGUACAAAAACUACUUGCUGUAUUCGCAAUAGGCAAGCUUUACCUUAUGGGGUCAUGCCUUCGUCUACAUUGAAUAGGAAAAUGGAAGAAACUGAUUCACUCCUUAUUGAUGCCAUUGCCCAAGUGGACGCUUUCCAUGAUCAAGAAGAUUAUUAUACUAACUAUGUGCGAGGGCAGAUCGUUGAUCGGAGGUUAGAAGAACCUUGGUUAGAAAGUGAUUUAUCACGUAAAGACCCUAUGCAUUCGCAAUCUGUCUUGAAUCUGCGAUAUCAUGACUCUCGGGGUCAAGUUGCCAACCCAGUGCGUCAUCUCGAAUUAUCUUUAGGUUUUUUGGGAAAUGAUUCACGAGGAAUGCAAAUGGGCCUCAAUCUUAAUCUUGCUCAAACACAAAUGCAAAGUCGAAGUUCUGGUUUAGUUCAAGUGAUGGGGGUUAAUACUGACACUCAAGUUCUUGAAAGGCCAUGGUCUAAACAAGCCAUCAGGAUUGGGUGUAAUAAGAUACAUAAUCAACUUAAGGAUAACACUCAUAUUUUCUCUACACAAAGAGAAGGCAAAAUUAAUGAAGUGGGCCCACCUAGUGAAACAAAUUAUGCGGAGCACACGAUAAUGCGAAAUCCUGAAGAGUGA